CCCGCCCCACGGAGUGUUUUCUUUCCUCCCAAACAAAAUCCUCUCCGGAGCGCAUUACACCGCUCUCUAUUACGAAACCGGUCUUUCUCGUCUCCCCUGACCAUAUACGGCGGUUUCCGUCCCUGUAAAUCACAUGAUAUCAACGAAAACGUAAGUUUCAUUUCCGAGGAGCUCCUUGGCGGGCCACGUGGCUUGCCUGCUGGUUGCCCAUUAGAAAGCACAGAGGUUCUUUUUUUGGAAGGAGAGAGUCUAGCUGCUGUACAGGAGGACCACAAAUGCGCCCUCAGAGCAGGGCUGGAAUGAUUUCACUUCUGCUGGCAAGCAGCCACCUCACUGCGCAAGAAGACUUUGCCAACGACCUGUGCCGCUGCAUGCUGGUCAGGGCCGUCUUAAGCAUAUCCGGCGCCGUGGAGCAAAGAUCCCUCCGGCACCCCCUUUCCCAGAGUUGUCCACCUUUUUUUAGGGAGCUGACACCACGCUUACACAUAAUCUCUGCCUGGGGGGGAAAAAACAGGAAACAAACAAACUUUUUUAGUUGCUUGUUUAUUAACAAUGCACUUAUAUAUAUUACACCACCACAUUGAUUUUGCCAGAUUUAAGACAAAUUGUCUUAUUAUGUAACACCUUGUUUUUAACAAUGUUGAUUUCUUUUUAAAUUCAGAAUACAGUAGCUGCGUUAUUCAUGUAAAAUAGUUUGAUACAGUACAUUGUAUGGCAUAGUUUUUCCUCAAAUUCUAAGGUUCUCCUAACACCUUAAUCCUUUGCUUUAAUAAGGGAGAUCUUAAAACAACGUGCAAACGUAUUUUAAAAUAAUUAAAAUUUGAAAUCCACUACAUCAAGCCAGCUCUCAAAAAAUUAACACAUACUGUAUGCUUCAAAUACCAGUUAAGAGAUUUUGCAUACUAUUGGUCAGGUAAGGUUAACAUCAGUGGAAUUCACAACAACAAAAAUGCUUGCCUCUAGCACAUUUCACAGCUUCAGCUGUCACGCACUGUCCCUGAAAACAAUGCAUUGGUCAGUCUGAACCACGUCAAGUAAACUAUGGAAGUAGCAUAUUCACAACACAAACUGUGCUAGAACUUUCUUUUCAAGUCUUAAUUCCAUAAUGUACCCAUAAUGUACCAAUAUGAGGGAGCCACUACUCCCAGCCUGUGAAAAGUAGUGGAACGUGGCUAUCAGACAUUUUGAAAAUGUGAUAGUUUACAGUACAUUCUUGCAGCCCAAUGACAGGUUCCAGGCAUUGCAGUGGGUUGCACUAGAUGACCCUUGGGUCCUUUCCAACUUUACAGGUCUAAGAUUUAAUAAAAGGUCCUUACAACAUAAUGCAAUUUAGUCCCAUAUGAUUAAGCAAUUAUAAAUAAAUUGCAGAAUAAUAAAAAAUUACAGAUUUGUAAAUCCAGGGACUGUCCCCAGGAAACAGGGACAUCUUGUAACCAUACUCUAAUGUACACUAGUCACCUAAGCCAACAAGGUGGGUAGUAUUAUUAUUAUUAUUCCUCACCCAUCUGGCUGGGCUUCUCCAGCCACUCUGGACAGAUUCCAGCACAUAUAGGAACAUAAUAAAAUGUCAAACAUUAAAAACUUCCCAACACAGGGCUGCCUUCAGAAGUCUUCUAAAAGCUGUGUAGUUCUUUAUCUCCUUGACAUCUGAUGGGACAUCUGACAGGGAGGGUGCCACUGCCAAGAAGUCCCUCUGCCUGGUUUGCAGUAACUUCCCUUCUCGCAGUGAGGAAACACUCAGAAGGCCCUUGGAUUUCAGUGUACCUCAGUGUCCAGGCUGAACUACCACUACUACUAUUUGCAGAAUGGCCUGUAUGUAUUUAAUGACAUGUAGCUGCUCCUGUAGCAUUCUAGCCGUUUUGAAUGCAACUUGUCUUCACAGUCUUUAAAAUAAGUUGAAACCUUUUUUCCAGCAUAUUUGCAAAUCAGCUAGCUUUGGGUUUCUGGGAACUUGCUAUUUCUCCUAUUAAAAACCCGAUGCCGUAUUUUGUAUUAAUAACAAGAACAGCUUUUUCCUGGGAUCUACCCAAUAGUACCCCAUAAUAAAGUUUCCAGGGGGAGAUUGGCUGAUAAUUUACCAGGGUAGCUUGCUCUACAGAAGCUUUACACAGCAUGAUGGUGCACCUUAUGCCUGCUAAUGUCUAUGAAUCCUGCUGCUCUCAAAAGGCACAGAUAGAGGGAGUAGUUAUUGGGAAACUUGGCCAGAUGCAAAAGAGGAGAGGGGCACCUACACCUUUAUGAGUUGUGUAGAAGAGGAGCAUUUCCGCAGGCACACCUUACGUGGCAUGUUGCAGCCUGAUGAAAUUCCCUCUACUGCACAACAACUAAAGUGCAUGAGCACACCUCCCUCUUUUGCAUUUGGCCACCCUAAGUGUCAUAUGGAGCUUACCUUUCAGGGAGACUAAGAACAGAAAAACUUGCAUGCCUCACCAGAACAAAUCUUAGCCAGUGUCGUCUUCUUGACCUCUCAUGGCAUCAGAAGCCACUGUGGGAACAGCUUUGUUUGAAGUUGUGCUGGGACAUGUGCUAAGAACCUACCCUUAGUUCUCAUGCUUGGCACCACUUUGGAGGAGAUUUUCUUUUUUUACUGUUGUUUCCAUAGAAAGCUAGAGCUUGUGCGGUUAAAAUCUGAGGAUGCAAGAUAAAAUUUGUCCCAGCUGUGUCUACCACUAAGUUGAUCCUCAGAUAACACCCAACCCUCUUGGGAGCCCCCUCCCACACCCAGCCAGUUUAAUGAUUAGCUUGCCAUGGCUUGUCACACGGUGGCUGCAAACUUGUGCACUUCUGCUUGUGAGUAAGCCCCACCGAUCACGGCAUGACUCACUUCAGGUAUCUGCGUACACUCUGUACAUUUAAAGCAUAUUUAAAGCAUAUCCUUCCUCUGAUAGGAUCUGGGAACUGUAGCUUACCCCCCACAGAGCUACACUUCCCAGCACCCUUAACAAACUACAGUCCCCAAGAUUCUUCAGUAUGUUUGUUUGUUUGUUUGUGCGUGCAUUAAAUGUUAAGGUGUGUACACAGUUGUGUGCAUAGCUUCAGGCUGUUUUCCAACUUCUUAAAAUCAUCUAGAAUUAUCCCCAGUUGGCACAGAGGGCUGAAACUAUUUAGAAAAGCAUUUAUUCUUUUUUGUUAACAUCUGUGUAUGCCCUCAGCUUCUAAACUGCACGCUAGCUAAUUAAAGCACUGAUUUUUUCCAGCCAGACUUUUGCUUUCUAUCCCUUAUGCUGAUACCAGUGGUCUGGCAGGAUUCCCCUCUCUGAGGGAUUUAGUAGAAUGUAUUUGGUGAAUAAAAACCCCUAUAAGUUGCAAGAGGAAGUGUGUCUUCCUCUUUGGGCUUCGGAGAGGAUGCAGAGAUUCUGUUAACAGAUGCAUUCCUUACCCUGUCUGGUGAUUCAGUUCUUCCUUCUGCAAUGGUUCUCCAGGAGCAAAGUGGAAGAAAGCAAUUACUGAACCAACCAAACUGCUGCAGGGAUGAUCAGAUUGCUUUAGGAAAACGAUUGCUAUGGAUGGAAAAUAAUACAAGCUAAUAUUUCAGGUUCUUAUUGGGAGUUCUUGUUGACAUUCAGAACGACCUGUGGAUAACAAUUCAGAACUAAAAUAUUUGGAUCAUCCACACAUUUGUUAUGUGACAUAGUUGGCAGCAUUUGUAUAUUCUCUUUGCUCUUACCAGCAAACAACUCGUUAUCUGUGCCCCGGACAGCAGCAAUGACCUCUGCUACCACCAGAAGCACCUACUAACUGUUUUUACUUGCUCUGUUCCUGUUCUUUGACAGCGGCCUGACAUGCAGGAAUUAAGGGUCCCUCCAGACGGGUGUUUUUUUCACAGGCAUAUUCUGCAACACGUUAUUGACUCAAUAAUAGUGCAUUAGUGGUAGAUUUAUACUGGGAUGCCCACACAAUUAUUUUGCCUUAUGAGUUGUUCUGCAAUGCCUCCCCAACGCUAUUGCAUUAUUGCCACCUAGAAGGGCACACCUGCGUUGUAGCACACAACAAAUAGGAGAGAGAAAACCCCCCAACAGCCCUGGAACAUAUGUGGUUUGAAAAGUUAUAGGAUUUCAGCACUGAUUGGAAACGAAGUCUUAAAAGCAGGAUCACAUAUAACAGCCCUGAUACCCUUAUGGAUGCACAAUAAAAAGGACAUCUAGAGGGGGCCCAGGGUGGUGAGGCUUUCCCCGUCGUUUGUUACAUGCCACAGAAAUCUCCACCUACACUAUUUCUGCAUGGCAAGCCGCUGUUCAAGGCACGGGAGCAGAGUCAUUUAAAAAGGCAGCAAUCCUCAUUCAAAGCAAUCAAGUUCCAUUCACUAAGUCUGCGGCUUACUCCUACCCAUUCAUAGCUUCACACAUGAAUGAGCAUGAACUGAAACCGGCAAACCUGACUACAGCCUUUUAUCCUGUGACUUCGAAUUUUUGCAUAGAUGGGAUUACCCAUCCCUCAGUCUUACUUGCUCACUCUGUGGUUUGUGCCCUUACAUCAGACUGACAUAAGAGUGAAAGAAAGAAGUGGCUUGUUAGUUCGUUGCUAGCAGAAAUAGUUGACUGCGACUUCUAAGAACCUGAAGCACCGUUUUUGUGCAAUAGGCCAUCACCCUAGACAUGCCCAAAACGUCAGGAGAUUUGCCCAAAGGCUACCAAUGGCUACUAGUCAUGAUGGCCAUAUUCCAUCUACACAGCCAGAAGAAAUAUGCCUCUGAAAACCAAUUGCUGGGAAAGUGUUAGGUGCUCGGAUCCUGCUUGCAGGUUUUCCACAGGCAUCUGGUUGGUGAGAACAGGAUCCUGAAGUAGUUGGGCCAUUGGCCUGAUCCAGCAGGCUUGUCUUUGCUUGCUUACUUCUCAGGCACCUCAUUUUUCCCAAACAGUUCUGCCUACUCUUGUCUGACUUUGCAAAGACAAACCUCCAAAUGUCUCAGCUCCCUUGACUAGAAAACAGAUAUCAGUAUUUUGGUAAGUGUUGGCUGCCUUCACAAUUGACAUGUCCAGCACAAUUGUAUUGCUAUUUCACACACUGUGUACCUGUAAAAAUGUACAGUGUGAGUUUAACCAACACGUUUGCACGUUACCCCUGUGAAAGAGCCAGAAUUGGCUGCAGCUCCCUGUCAGGGAUACACUUGAGCAAACCAAGAGUUGAUGCCUCCCAGUGUGUGAAAUGGCCCUCACAGAAGUGGUGGUUCUAUUUGUCCCAGCUCUGCAUGCCAUGGGUGCUUUUUUGGCCUCCGGAAUGCAAUGCUUCCUGGCAAACUAGUUGGGUGGCAUGCCAAAAGUUGGUGAAGCCAAAGCAAAAAAGCCUCCCAUUCUCUUUUACACACAACACACCCGCCUGCUACACAUUUAUAUAUGCACAUCAUGAACAUGCAACACAUUCAUUCUGUCUCACCCAUGCAUACAUAUGCUCCAUGUAACCUUCCCUACCACAAUUAUGCUUCAGAAACCACCCUAUGGGCUCCAACAGCAUCAAUAAAAUUCUGAAAUUGUUUAUAUCCUAACAAUCUAUGAAACAGUGCAAGAACACCAUGCCAGAUGCCAACAAUGCAGUAAUGUUGGGGGAAGCAUCACAGAACAACCAAUGAAGCAGAAUGAUGUGUGGCUGGCCCAGUAUAGAUCUAUUGCUAAGACACUGAUAUUGUGUCAAAACACACACAAACAGCCCCCCCACCAGUCUUCUGGAGGAGAUCCCAGUCUUUAAGAUGUCACAAGUCGCACUGUUUUCCCCAUCUGGCUUUGAAAGCUGAAAUGUGAUCUUUUCCUAUGCUUGACCUGGAAACCAAAAUGCCUUUGGUCUCUGAAACAAUUUGAGCUAUGGAGGGCUAGGCCUACAUACAAGGUGCUAGUUGGCCAUCUAAGUGGCUAAGUAGGGGAGACAGGUGGGAAAGAAUGCAGAGCUUCUGGAGGAGAGCUGAAAAUUCUGAGUAGACGAAGAGGGUGGAAUCUUUUCAGUAAGAAACUCAGGCCUGGGCCCCCUAAGAGGUCAUGCUAGUUUUGGCAGAGAUGGAACGGAACAAGCAGGUGUCUCACCGGUCUAGGAUGGAAAGGCAGUUGUAAGGAUGAGCAAAACUUUAUGGUAGUAACACAUAGGAAUUGGUUUGGGGCAUACUAUUUGAGCAGAAUGAGACAGGUUUUGAAUCAUCAUAGUCUAGAUAUUGCAAAGGAGAACCCAGCAAUCUCCUCCUACCACUCACAGUCUAUAUAUAAUAUAAAAGAGGGGAAUUUUGGCUGUCACAACCAGCCAAACUAGAAAGAGAUUUCUAGCACUUAAAUGUGCAGCUGGUUUAUGGAGGUGUUCCCCCCGACAUCAUUUUUGCAAUGUGCAGAAAAAUCUGUCACAUGCUAAAACAUCACCCACACCCACACCCACACACCGAGAAAGAGCCCACAAGCUUCUCUUUCAGUGACCUCACUCACAUGGUCAUAUUGGAAUCUCAAAUGUAUGUAAAAGGUAAAGGUAAAGGUACCCCUGCCCGUACAGGCCAGUCGUGUCCGACUCUAGGGUUGUGCGCCCAUCUCACUUAAGAGGCCGGGGGCCAGCGCUGUCCAGAGACACUUCCGGGUCACGUGGCCAGCGUGACGAAGCUGCUCUGGCGAGCCAGCACCAGCGCAGCACACGGAAACACCGUUUACCUUCCCGCUAGUAAGCGGUACCUAUUUAUCUACUUGCACUUAAGGGUGCUUUCGAAAUGCUAGGUGGGCAGGAGCUGGGACCGAAAGACGGGAGCUCACCCCGCCGUGGGGAUUUGAACCGCCGACCAUACGAUCAGCAAGUCCUAGGCACUGAGGUUUUACCCACAGCACCACCCGCGUCCCCCCAAAUGUAUGUAACAGAAUACCAAAUUAAGCUGGAGCAGCAGCAGCAGCAGCAGCAGCAGCACUGCAGUGUCAAUCAGUUUGUUGCUAAAAACCCCUGAAGGGAAGCGAAACUUGCUUGAACUCUCCACGUUCGAGAAAAGCAUCUUCCAGGAAAGAGUGGGAAGGUCUUAACAUCCACCUCCUGACACGCACAAAAAGUUAAUUGUCAUAUACCAGACAAGCUACGUGGAGGUGGAAAAGCACGUUCAGGUACCAAUGUGCCCAGAUAGGUCUGGGUACAUCAUGGCACAGCUGGGAAUGUGCAGGGGGAUAGAAAGAUUCAGCACAGUUGCUGGCAUCCCCUCUCCUACCCAACUGUUAAAGGUGCAAGAGUCUCUCUCCUCUUUGGCAUCUAGUCACUUUAUGGACAACUAUAUGUAUGGUUUUAUAACCAGCUGUGAAUAUGUAUGUGUGGAUAACCAGCCUCAUAUAACCAACAUGCUUAAGUCUAAUUAAUGCGUGAAGGGGUUAAUGCCAUAGAGUAAGCUGUCCUGCCAAGGUUAGCUAAGUCAUUCCUCCUAACCUUAGGAGGAAGGUUAAUCAAGUCUAUUGUUGCGCCUCAGUCUACCUGGGAAGCUCAACACGUGAAGAGGUUCUUUUGUAAGUAAACCACUUUUAACUUGCCAAACACACGGUCUUCUUCUAUGUUAAGGGAAGCAGGAAGUUUUGGAACUCACAAGGGCAUAUUUUAGAGGUCUAAAAGCCUAUAUUUACACAUUUUAUUUUGCUGCGUAUUUUGUGAUUUUAAAUCUCCGCUGGCAUUCUCUCACCAAAGAGUACUUGUUCCAAACUUGGAUCUUAGCGCCCAAAUAAUUCUCCUUUCUUACCUAUUUUUCCUUGCUGUCAACAAUAUUAUCAUGCAUUUAACAUGGCAUUUCAUUUGGUUCUUAUUCCUUGGCUUGUUUACUUUGUACUGAAACCUUAACUGAGUUUUGCACUACAAUCCAUGAGCUAGGAUUGCCAAUUUUUUUAACCAUCUCUGCUCCUCUGCCUUUUACAGUUGCCUGAGGCGCACAAAUCAGGCAGAUGAAACUCAUCCUCAUGCCAGGAAAACUUUUCCCUACUUAAUUUCUGAAUGUUAGAAGCAUGGGAGCAAGGGCAGUAAAAAAAUAAAAGAAAGAAACCACGCCCAGGUGUAACAUACCUGAGUCACAUCCGGACACACUUCCUGAGGCAGUGGAUGGUAAUGCAGAUACCUGGCAUUUGCCCAGUAGAUGAGGUAACCAACCUCCUUGAUUCAUAUUAUAUACCAGGUCAGCUGGAGACAAAGGAUCAGGACCAUUAAUUUUGCUUCCAUCUAAUCUAGUAUACAAUAUUUGUUAACUUCCCAACCUCUUGUGAAAGUUGCUGUACAUGUGUCCAAGAAUCAAAACACAUUCUAGGAUAGAAACCAAAAACACUAACCUGGACAAGUGAAAGAAUUUGUGGUGAAAGAAUCUGAGAAAUCUCACAAGAACUUAGAAAAGAAACAUGAAAAAAGAGACAAAGUACCUUGACCUGGCACAUUUAAGAGCCUUUCCGGGAGAGGUACCAACUUGAAUAAAAUAUUGCGGGGGCCCUGGUAAACCACACCCCCAGGGGCACUAAGUAGGGGGGCUGAGGGCAGCUCGCCAAAUUUCAAACCAAAGAGCCAGCCCCCCAAGUUCUUUGGCAGCCAUGCAUACAUGCUGUGGGGUGUGCUGGUGUCAUGCACGCAUGCACGCUGUGGGGCAUGCGUGCACAGUGCGCUGGUGUCGCAUGGCCCCCUCAAUUGCAAGGGCAAGACGGAGCUUGUGCCCCACAUAAUCAAUUGCAAGAUGCAGCACACACGCCCAUUUGAAUGGCAAUGCCCACCAACCUUGCAGGGGCACAUCCCUCAAAUAUUUUAUUAGAGGUGGCUCUUGGCCCCUAUGAGUUGGCGCCUAUGUUUCCCAGAGUCUUUGGGUGUUUUUACAAACAAAAAUUGGCUAGCCAAUUAAUAAGGGGAGGAGUGGCACGAUCUUCUCUUAUGACAGCAGCUUGUUGUGCUACAGUCAGAAGGCAAAACUUUUUAUUGCUAUGGGGAUAAACAUCAUCUGCACAUCAAGCUGCUCUUCAAAACACACACAUACAGUGGCCAGGGGGAAAGCUCAGGCAAAGUCAUUUUCUCUGGUCUUUUGGCAACUCUAAGUGACUCCAUGAUUAAGAACAAGGAGAGGGUGGGGAAGAGGCAGGCUGCCAUUUCCUGUAAUAGAUGAUCAGUCCUUCGACUGCCUGGUUGUGCUUGUAAAAUAUUUAGCCAAAGUAUGUUGAAAUUAAAAACUUGUACAAGUAUUUAUUUGUUUUUUGAGAAAAACAAAAACUUUAGCAAUACGUAUGGUCUAGGGCAGCGGUUCCUGGACUGCCGUCUGCAGACUGCCUGGAGCUUUGUUCAGGAGGUGUGCAGUGUGCUUGUGGAUGAAGCACAGCCAUCACAUGAAAUAUUCAUAUUGAUUUUUUAAGUCAUCUUUUUAUUGCGUUUGAUAACUGGGUGUCAUGACCUGGCCCAGGAAAUAUGCCAGAACCCACAGCACACACCCCUGUUGCUCUUGCCCUCUGUCACAGAGCACGUUUCUGAUGUACAACUGGCCUCAGCCUGCUGAGUCUGCAUAAACACGUUUCUCACAGUCACAACCACACACAGUCACAACUGCAAUGUGGUUGCCAUUGUCCUGUAUUGGAAAUAUAGGCACCUCUCUCUCUCUUGCUGUUAGCUCUCUAUUAUUUUACAAGAAAUUCACUGCUGUCUUGGCCUUGAAGCUCUGGCAGCUUGCUAAUUCUCCCUGCACCCCACCCUCCACAUCUAUGAAAAGAAAAUGCACUUCUGCAAAGUAUUGGAAGACACAAGAUCUACCCACCUUGGAAGAAUGGCAGAUGAAGGUGAUGGACUAUAUGGAACUGGCGGAAAUGACUGGCAGAAUCCGAGACCAGGGAGAAGAGUCGAUGGAGGAAGAUUGGAAAAAGUUUAAAGAUUAUUUACAGAAAUAUUGUAAAAUUAAUGAAUGUUAGAAUGAUGUUGGAUAGAAACUAAGUGGUCUUUAGCUGAAAGGUUACAAGGGAAGAUGAAAAAAGGGUUUAUUAUGUAAUAUGUAAAAAUCUAAAAUUACAACAUUUUUAUGAUUAAUGAUUAGGAUACUAAAAGAGGGGAGGGAUUUGCUGAACAAAAUAAUUGAACUGGAAUACAAAAAAGGAAGGUGUGAGGAGGUCCUGGAAAUAAGUAAAUGAAGGUCAAGUAAUGGAAGGAAAGAAUUGUUUUUAAAUAUUUUUACUAUGUAUUUUUUUCCCUUUAUCUUUGUGUGUUUUGUAAAACAUUGAAAAUCUUAAUAAAUAUCUUAUAAAAAAAAGAAAAAAAAGAAAAUGCACUUCUGUCUUUUGCUGGCAUAGCCGCUAUCGUGGGCCUCUCUUAUCAGCUUCCAAAACAGAGAAGAAUGAGCUAACUCUAGGAGAUCUUCAAAGAAGAGAAGCAGUAAAUUCUCCCGACGCACAUUAGGCUUCAUGAAACAGAUAGUUUUAAGCAAAGUUCAUACAAAAUGUUGCUUUUCUGUUAUCUGGUACUAUGGUAUUGCGUGGUACAUAGUAGCAUGCCGUGAGCGUGCAUAGAUAUAGCCAACUGAGAUAGUUUAAGCUUCUGUAGUAAUUGUAUUUCUUUCUGUAAUAGUAUAAAAGUUUUGUGCACCCUUUGUUUGGGGUCCCAGCUUUUCGUAGAUAUCCACUGGGGCCUCUAGAUUUAUGCUGCAGCAAUAAAUAUGAACUCUUUUCACGUGCUGAGUUUGCCUUCUUUUGGCAGAAGGGCUAGCAUUUUUAUUCCACUCUCCUUUGUUGAUUAACAUUUUCUUCUAUUCCUUAUGUUGUUUGGUACUGCAUAGUAAAAUGAGUUCUAUGGAAUGCAAUAAUAAAAUGCAAUAUAUAUUAAGAAAGAAAAGAAGCAACAGAAUAGAGUUAAAACUCAUAGAGCAACAUUACAAACAGAAAAAUCAUUAAGUGGUCUGCCAAGACCGACAGCAACUUUCAAGUAGUCUAUGGGGAAGAAACCUUUGAAAAGCACUGGUCUCAGGGCGGCAGAUACAAAAGAGGGAGAAGGCCCCUGCAUUUUAAAGCCUUGUGUAGAAGAGGGAAAUUUAAGCAGGUGUACCUCACAUGACAAACAGCAUCUGCUGAUAUUCCCUUUUCCAUAUAACUGCUAAAAGAAGUCCCUCUCGUCUUUUGUAGUUGACCACCUGUCUGGGGCAGGUGUUGAGAUGAUCAAAAUAAAUGAAUAGAGAGGAGGGGUAAGCCUGGUCUGCUUUUGUGACCUUCACAGCAGCCUGGUAUUCCAGUGACUCUUCCAGACAUAGAUUAACACAGUUCCCUUGCUAAUUGCUGCAGACCAAGCCCCCUUUGCCCAAUACAGUUAAAGGAACUGGUUCAAAAGUUGACAAUAACUCUCUCGCAGGACCACAGCUGCUUCUAACUUCCACUCAGAACUCUAGAAGCCCAAGCUUAGGGGUUUUUGAUUAUCAACCACACUUACUUUUCUGGUUGGGGAUUCCCAGUGGAAACGAGAGGUGCUACCACAAAGAGUUACUCCUAGUUUCAAUGUAGUCUAAAAUAUCUGAAAUUAUCCUGAGCAGCUGCAUUCCUAAUUCCCUUCUUGCCUGUUACUUCACCAUUUUAAGCAUAAGGUACCAUGGGCAGAAUUGCUCCUUCACCAUGUAUUUGCCUAGUAUUUGGCAGCAACAACCAAAAAGGGCUUUGAUUAGGGCCUGCUUGCAGUUUGCCCUUUUCUCUCUGGAUUCAGAGAAGUAAGAGCUGUGAUUUGGAAAAACAAUUGGCAAGCAGUGAUGUUUUUUUUAAAACGGAUGCUAUAUACACUUGCCCUACCACUUCCAAAUGGUUCCACCUUCUCUUGAAGAUGCUAAGUGUGGAAAUAGCAUAAGAAGGAUUUCACUUAUAGGAAACAUGCAUUUCUUUUGUUCAGCUGAGCAUCUGGUAAAACAGGUCUUUGAAAUACAGUAACAGUUGUUUGGGGACACACGGGCUGGUGACAUGUGUAAUGUUUGGUAUUUAUAAAAACUGUUUGAAAGAGGAUUUAUUUAUUUUUUUGUAGCGGCUGUGCACUCACCCUACUUUCCCCCCUAGUAAUGUACACACCAUAAUGUCAGGAUCUGGGCAGAGGAGGGGGAAUGGUGGAGACCGCCUCCCCAUCCUGACCCUUCCAGGGAGGAGGAAGACAGUCAUGGGAGAGGAGGAGCAGGCAGAGCCGGAGCAGCAGCUGGCUGACACAUUAGAAAGCAUUCCAGAUUCACCAUCUCCCAGAACCCAGUGAGAGCUUUAAAAGCUGGAGAGCAAAGAGGUCGAAGACAUGGGGCACUUAGCAGCACCCAUAGAGGAGAUGAUAAUGACGACGACGAAUGAGGAAGUGGGAGAGAAAGGGGGUGGAGAUUCCUUUGGGACACUGCCACUGUCCAAGAGUCUGGGUUCUAUAGCUUCUCUCUGUAAGGUUUGAAAUAAAAAAGGACUGUAAGAAACUUUUCCCUGUCUUCAUACUUUCCAGGGCAACCACCCAGGAGCCACUGACAGCACCCUCACACACAAGUAAUCAAUUCUCUUUCAAGCAGCCCAACAAUGUGUGUUGGGAAUAAUCUGUCACCAACCUGACAGUCCUGGAGACUGACAGUCCUGGCAUGGCACUCAAGUGCUAAAAGCUAAAUCUUUUUGAAGGAGGUGCUAAUCCUUCCUCUGUUUAGUCAGGAGUCAGACCACUUGUUGCAAUGUCUUUCAUCCCAGCACUUGUUCCUUUUACAGAAAUAUUGUUGCAUGCACCCCAAUUUUCCUUGCUCGUGGGUCCAGCACAGAGCAAGACAUGUCUGUCUCUCCAACUUCCAGCACCAGCCAAAGCUCCUACACAGAACUCUUGCUAUUGUCCUUCUACUUUGCAAGGGGAUGCUGCUUCCCAUUAGGUGAGAGGGGUUACCUCCCCUUUGUCUCUAUGGCAAUAGGGCAAUAUUUUCCCAAUGUAAAUGGUGGUACUUAACUGGUUGGCUAAGCCAUAGCCUUUGCAAUGGAAUUGGUUUUACUGGCUUCCUCUUAGAAUCAUAGAAUCAUAGAAUUGUAGAGUUGGAAGGGACCACAAGGAUCAUCUUGUCCAGCUCCCUGCAAAUGCAGGAAUCGUACACCCAAUGUGGGGCUCAAACCCAUGGCCCUGAGAUUAAGAGUCUCGUGCUCUCCCAACUGAGCUAUCCCAGUGUUGAGAUUCUACCCUCACCUACACAGGAUCACAGGUUUGUAAGGUACCCAUGGCUAUCAUCUAUAUUGACCCCCCCCAAAAAACCCCCACUACAACAAUAUUUGUUUUUUUAAACAAAAAACCAGGUAUAGGCCUUCCUUUAGCCCCCCCCCCCCGGUGAUAAUUUGUUUGCUAGCUUAUUCUGAUGGUGAAAGAAGAAGUGAAAAUUUGCCCGCCCUGAAAUUUAAAUGCCACUUCUUUAUUUUACUGUAAGCAGCCUUUGCUAACCAGGUGCCCUCCAGACAUUUGAGGCCACAACUCUCGCCAACCCUAGCCAGAACCCCAGGUUGGGAAAAGUUGAUAUAACAGUCAUUGCAUACACUGGAAAAGCCCCAGACCAGAAUGCAUCCUUCCUCCGGUUUACCAGGUUAUGACUGUAAUCCUACACACACUGUAGUUGGGAGUAAGGGUCACUGAACAUAUUUGGGACUUGCGUUCAUGUAAGACACACAAAGGAGUGUGCUAUAAAGGAUGACAACAGGUGUGGGAAAUGAAAGAACUAGGUAUUGUUUCUGCAUCUAACAGCAGCAAAAGGCAGCCUCAUGCACAGAAAGCCUGCUUCCUAUUACGCUUUGCAGAGGUACCUUGUUCUACUGCGGACAAGCUGUUUUGCUUCCUUCCUUGUUUCUCUUCCUUGUUAUUUUUCCUCCCUGAGGCAGAGUUUAUUAGCACAAUUGAAACUGGCUGAGCAAAUAAAGCUGCUUUCUGUCGUAUCAGCACUUGCUAAUGGGUGGAGACUUCAAUGAAAUUUUAGAUCCACAGAUGGAUACCACCCAGCAGCUAGGGAAAAAAGGACGAAGGUUAGACUAUUAAUAACUAUAUGAUACAUUGGAAUUUAGUGGAUUCAUGGAGAUUGCAUCAUCCUAAGGAAAAAUCAUAUACAUAUUUUUCAGAAAUUCAUAAUACCCAACAUAGAAUUGAUUUAUUUCUAACAUCAGCAUCAUUACAUCCCUUUACUAGCUGAUGUGACAUUGAUAUUCCCAUUAUAGCUGAUCACUCAGCAGGUAUACUGGAAUAUAAUUUAUCUAAAACUCAGGAAGGUAUGAAGAGAUGGUAUCUUAAUAUAUCAUUAUUAAAUGAAAAAAACUUCAUUCAAUAUAUAACCCAAGAAACACAAAUAUAUUUUAAAAAUAAUUCCAAAUCUUCAAUGUCAAGACUGAUGGAAUGGGAAGGAUAUAAAACUUACUUCAGAGGGAAGAUAAUAUCCUUCUCUGCCAACAAAGCCAAGCUGCAAAGAUUAAAAGAAAAUAAUCUAAAAAUUUCUUUUAAAACACUAUGGGGCGAUAUGGCAAAUAACCCAUCAGGGAAAGAAAUUGCUGGACUAACAAACUGAAUUGGAAUACAAAAGAGGGAGGUAUGAGGAGGUCCGGGAAACAAGUAAAUGUAAAAGAAGUUAUGAAAAGACGGAAUUGUUUUUAACUGUUUUUUCUUUUUUCUUUUUGUAUUUUGUAUUGUGUAUUUUUCUUUUUAUUCUUAAAUUUUCCUUUUUUACCAAUGUGAUUUCUUUUCUGUGAAACUUUAAUAAAUAUUAUUUUUUUAAAAAAAUAACCCAUCUAAGGUUACAUACGAAAGAAUACAACAACACACAUUAGAAUUGAAUAAUAUACUAGCUCAAAAAAAUUGAGUUCAGCCUACUAAGUCUACGACAAAUAUAUUGGGAACAGGGAGAAAGGAUAUUUAUAGCAAGAGUAAUAAAAAUAAAUUGUUAUUUAGCAGAAUUGAAUUUAAUUCUAAAUUAUAUUCCGGAAACAUGGGAGAUUUCCAUGGGUCAAAAAAAAUAUGGAUGCACUGUGCUAUAUUAGAAGCAAAAAAACUUGUUCUGAUGAAUUGGAAGAGCUGCAAAAAGAUUCCAUUGAGCACAUGGAUUGAUAAUAUGGACAGAUUAGCUACAUAUGAACAAAUUGCAUGUCGACGCAAAAUAAGAAUGGAUAAAUAUGAAGAAAUCUGGAGCGAAUAUUUAAGCGAUGAGGCAGAUAGUGGUGGGAAGUAGGGGGAGGAGAGAGAGGUGGGAAAAUAUUGUUAAAAAAGGUGUAGUCAUAGGUAUAUCAGUGUAUUCAAAUCUGAAUUGUCAAAUUGUGUUAUUAUUGUUAUUAUGAUUUUUGUUGUAUGUGUCUUUUGCGGUUGAUGUUUGUAUCGAAAAAAUGUUUUAAAAAAUAAAAUAAAUAAAUAAAGCUGCUUGGUUCUGCAUUUUACAAUGUGAAGCAAAAGAGAAACUCUAAUCUAGAAUAGGCAUUCAUUGGAUCUCAAAUCCUGAGUCAGCCAGAAGGUUGGCUUGUGAUAAAGUUAAUCUAGCACAUGAUAAUAGCAGAGCAGGGCCUUUCCAGCAAAAACACACCCACAGAAACCAAUAGCAGCACCCUUUUCUAUUUGCCAGGUUGCCAUUCCCCAUCCAGAUGGAGCCACGGCUGAGCCACCAGCUGAAACUGAUAGAAAGUACUCCUGCCAUGGUGGCCAUUGGCACCUCCAAUGACAAUGAUAGGUCCAAGAAUACCACCCCACCCUCCCUCCUAAAAGUCUCUGAAAUAUCCCUGCUCUACUCUCUCUCUCUCUUGUGUUACAAUAACUGUUACCCAUGCUGGGAUUAUGCAAUAGCAGCCCUUGGGAGAGCAGGAAAUACCCAGACCUUAAGGAAUGAUGAAAUUGCUUAAGUACAGGGCAGACAAAAUUCUCUUCUCUACUCCCAUACAAUGGGUUUUCCCCCACACAGAGCAGCCACUCCUGUUUGCAGCUCUGCAUUCUUUCUCUAAUUCUCUUUGACUUAGAUUGAUUUCAAUUGCAGGAAAAGUCCCUUUGGUUACUGAUGUUGGUGAUGACGACAGGCAGUAGUAAACCUGGCAGCCUCUGAGAACCUUGUUAGCUGAAGGAAUAAAGCUCGGUUACAGUAAACACGUGGGAGUAAGUCCCAUUGACUGCAUUGGGUUGCAUGUUAACUAGGGCUGCCAAACGUCUGGGUUUUCCCAGACUUAUCCAAGAAUCAGAUGUCGAAAAUGGCACCUGGAGAAUUUUUUUGCCAUUCAGAAAAAUAUAUGGAAAAACCUGGAUAUCUGGCAACUCCUGUUGAGAGUGGGGUUUGUUUGUUUUUGCCAAUUUUCCUGGAAAAUUGCUCAUAAACUUUUUUUUGGGGGCAGACUUUGCUAAAAAAAAAAAAAAAAGCUCAUCAACUGUGGUGUCUGGAUUUUCACUUUUUUAAAUAUGGCAACCCUAAUUAGCUGCAUUAAUGUCCCAUUGCUUUCAGUGGGACCUAAGUCAGUACUAAGGUUGUGUGUGCACACUAUACUUUUAGAGCACAUUCUUCCCUCAAAUAAUUUUGGGCUCUGUAGUUUACCCCUCACAGAAUCAGAAUCCCCAGCAAACCUUAACAAAUCACGGUGCCCAGAUUUCUUUGAGGGAAAGAAUGUGCUUUAAAUGUGCUUUAAAGGUAUAUUGUAGUCACAGUCUAAUUUGUACAAAUGAUUUCAUGGAGACAUACAGUUAGUGCAGCUAACUUAAAGUUGUAUUCAGCACUGCUGUACCCGGGCCUUAGGUUGCCUACCCCUGAAUUAGAGGGUUGUCCUAUGUCAGGGGUCACCAACCUAAGGCCCGGGGGCCGGAUGUGGCCCAAUCACCUUCUCAAUCCGGCCUGCGGACGGUCCGGGAAUCAGCGUGUUUUUACAUGAGUAGAAUGUGUGCUUUUAUUUAAAAUGCAUCUCUGGGUUAUUUGUGGGGCAUAGGAAUUCGUUCAUUUCCCCCCGCAAAAUAUAGUCCGGCCCACCAUAUGGUCUGAGGGACGGUGCACUGGCCCACGGCUGAAAAAGGUUCCUGACCCCUGACCUAUGUGAAGUAGGACACAUGGCCACCCCAUAGACACAGUUUCUCUCUUUCUCAUUUCUUCAAUCAAGGUACCCUCCCUUGUCCUAGCGCCUGAUAGUUGCAUUCUUGGAUUCUUAUGUUCUUCAGCAAGAUGAGUUUUGAUGACUCAGCUGUUAAGUGAGCCUAAGCAUGCACUUUUGCUUUGCAAAUUGAAAACACAUGGCUGGAUCACAGUGUUUCCUGCUGUUUUUAAGCAUAGACUUGUUAUAAGAAAAUCUGCUCCCUUUUCUUUAUGGGGUAUUCCAGAGCCCAUAUAUAGUCCUUAAGUGGGUUCCCUAUCGGUAGGAGUGUAGCAGGAACCCCCCACCCCAAUCAUUCAGUUUGUACAAACUUCACACACUCACACUCACACACUACAUAUGCCACACUUCUGUUAUAAAUUUAUAGAAAAAUCAACCAUACAUCAGAUUUGCACUGUUCCAUUUUUAUUUUACUCCAUAUGACAAGGACUAUCAAAGGGGGGUGGCUUGGUUCUGGUCAGCCAUAAUCCCUUGAGCAUACCAGCACAUCCACAGGAGCCCUGCCCAGUUGCUAUGCCAACCCUGAUGGUCCUAGACAGAAGACCAUCAAGAUCACAAAGAACUUGCAUAUGGGAGUAGAUUCAGCAUGGACUGAAACAAAGGACAAUGAUAAGAUCUUCCCUCUGGGGGCAGGAAACUGCCAACUCCCCUUUGUCUCCUGGAAGUGACUCAUGGGCAGGGGGAAAGGAGGAACCAGCCAGGUGACAGGACACUCAGGUUACCACCACAACACCUCCCUCAACCCCUCCUUUCUGUAAUGUAUGCAUGAUGUUUCUGGGGGUGGGCUUGACCUAGAGGAUGGGAAUUUGAAAAGUUUUUAUAAGGUCUUGCACACCAUCUUUCUGGGUCUUUCCUCUCUCCUGCAAGUGAGGGGAACACCCUGUUGCAACAGUUCAAUAAAGGCCAAGCCUACAGGCUGCUGAUUUGCUCCAAUUUACUCUGGUUGGUGUCUUUGUUUUUGUCCAAGGGAGCCCUCGGAUUUUUCCGGUAACAGGAGAAAACAAAGGCCAACCAGAGUAUAUUGAGAAGCAAAGUGGCUAGUAAGCCUGAUCUUUAUUAACUGUUGCAACAGAGUCCCCACUCACCACACGCAGGAGGGAUGAGAACCCUGAACAAUGAUGCGCAACCCUUUACACUGUAUAGACUUUUGAAAUUCCUCACUCUGUAGCCCAAGACCACCGCAAAACAUCAUACAUACAUCACAGAAGGAGGCAGUCUACAGCAGAAAUCCUGCCUGCCAGGAUACCUAAUAAUAGUCACUGGUUGCAUUACUUGGGCAGUCUGGCCAUUCUUUUGUGAUGGUUAAUACUUUAGUUCCUGAAUCCAGGUCACAGGCUCACCCUAUUCACACACAAAUAUGCCCUUAAGACAGGAUUUGCAAGCAAAAACACAAUGGGAAGGCUUUCCCCAUUUGCCUUCCUCACUGUAGUGGAAUAUCUGGGGUCAUUGGCACAGUCAAAAUAGAUUCAGGAUUGCUCUCCCAUUCUAUUCAGACACGUGGUUCAUAUAUUUAGAUAUGUGUGCAUUUAUGAAUAUUUAUUCUAUAUUUGAGACCUUUAAAUUCCUAUAACAGACUAUAGCUGCAAGCACAGCAUACAUUCAAAGCCCAUGACUUUCCCAAACAAAUCCUGGGAACUGUAGUUUAUCCCUUACAGAACUACAAUGCCCAGCACCCUUAAGGAACUAUACCAGCCAGCACAAGCAUUCUGCUGCUUGAGGCAGAGAAGUUACACACACACACACACACACACACACACACACACUACACCAAUUCAAGGUACAGCCCUGCCACAAAUUAAGCCUAAAAGAAUACCCCUGUCAUACACACACUCUACAGUUUUAAACCUUUCCUUCUGCAGUUACACAGGAAGGAAUGCUGAUCUUCCACUCCCUCUGGGUAAACCAGAACACUGAGUUAAUUAGAAGGGUGGCACCUGUGUUUACCUGGCACAGGGCAGCAAAUCUGGAUGAUCCUAAAUAUAGAAUUCAUCCAAGGCAGCAGCCUCAUGUAUGACAUCAUGGUGGGUGGGUCUGGCUGGGUUGCACAAAAAUUGCUGCUUCUCUGCUUAAUGAUGCUUUUGUCAGGGGCUAUGUACUGUACUUGUUGGAUUAUCUUCGCUGGGAUAUAUGUGUGACCUCGUCAUUAGCAGUUUUAAGGAGAACUCUAAAGGCCUUAAAAAUAAUAAUCAAUGUGUGUUUUUAAAUUGUUGCACUGGGGAUCAAUUGUUCAUUUUGAAAGGGCUAUUGUGGUUUCAGUUUGAUGGUUAUGAAGAACUAUGACCCCAUCUGCACUAUACAUUUAAAGCACUGUCAUACCGCUUUAAACAGUCGUAAAGGUAAAGGGACCCCUGACCAUUAGGUCCAGUUGUGACUGACUCUGGGGUUGCAGCGCUCAUCUUGCUUUAUUGGCCGAGGGAGCCGGCGUACAGCUUCCAGGUCAUGUGGCCAACAUGACUAAGCCACUUCUGGCAAAAUCAGAGCAGCGCACGGAAACACCGUUUACCUUCCUGCUGGAGCGGUACCUAUUUAUCUACUUGCACUUUGAGGUGCUUUCGAACUGCUAGGUUGGCAGGAGCAGGGACCAAGCAACGAGAGCUCAUCCCGUCGUGGGGAUUCGAACCGCCGACCUUCGGAUCGGCAAGUCCUAGGCUCUGUGGUUUAACCCACAGCGCCACCCACGUCCCCUGACUAAACGGUCAUAGCUUCCCCCAAACAAUCCUGGUUUGUUCAGGGUGCUAAGAGUUGUUAGGAGACCCCCUAGUUUGCUCAAAGAGCUGCAGUUCCUAGGGUGGUUAACAAUUAUUGUAAUCCUUUCCCCCAGUAAACUCAGUGGUUGGCCACUGUGAGAACAGGAUACUGAACCAAAUGGGCCAUUGGCCUGAAAGAGCAGUAUUUUUAUUACAUUCUUUAUGAUCUCUUCUCCAAGCUAAACAUACCCAACUCACCAGCUUCUCAGCCCCUCACCAUUUUUGUUGCCCUUCUUUGGACAUGCUCAAGUUUGUUACAAACCGUUUAAAACUACUGUGCCCCAAACUGGACACAGUUACUUAUUCCACACGUGGCCUAAACUAAGCAGAACAGAAUAGGAACAUAACUUCUCACAAUCUGACACCUAUACCUCUGUUGAUGUAGCCUAAACCUUUAUUAGCAUUUCUGUGACUCAGCACACAAUCAUUGGGAGCCAAUAUAAAACACUGAGAUGUUUUAGACCACAAUUCCCAUCAGCUUCAGCCAGCAUGGAGUGAGCAAGGUUGCCCUGCAGCAAACUCUGCCUUGCUAGGCUACCAUUUGCUGGCCCAAUGUGAAGUGGGAAAAGGGCCCAGGAAGUAUUGGUUGCAAAUGAUUUCCCUGGCUCCAUUUCUGCUCCUUAAAAACUACCUUUCAGAAGCGCUCCUGAGUCCAGAAUUGUUUUGCACCCAGUUAAGGAAGCAACUUCAAAUGCAAUGAACGAGAGUGCCAAGGCAUGCGGAAUUAAAACUGAAAAAGGAAAGAGGGUUUCCCGUUGAAGGUCAGAAUAACCCUGCCUGUAUUGUUUGGCAGCAGUUGGAAAAGUAAUGCUCUUAGUUCUUUAGACAUGGCCUUGAAGGAGUCUGGAGUUUCUGUCCUAUAUAGGAAAGAAGCAGUUUCUCAUGGGAAAUACUAUCAUAAACAUGUAUCAAUGACAGUUUGAUUAAGACUGCAAUCAGUCAUGAUUGUUUUCAGUUUCACCUCAGCUCCAUUGUGGUUACAAUGUAUUUAGAUCUUAACAGUAUCAGCAAUGGCUUUGCCGGCCUUCUUAGGUAACGGAAUGAAACAUAACUGGAAAUUCCACUUUCACUGGGAAAUUAAUGAAUGGUUUGUUGUUUUGUUGGCCAUGUGAGAAGGAAAAGGAACUGAUUUUUUCUUGAUUUGACUGCUUAAUCUUUUGUAAACCACUGAGGGUUCUUUUUUUAAUCAAGUGGUAUAUAAAUUUUAUGAAAGAAAGAAAAGGUGGAAUGCUGAACAAGCUUUUGAUGUUAAAAUAACAAAGUCCGCAUGUCCGUGCACCUAUCUGACUGCAUGCACACAAUGAUUUGUUCAUUGAUCUAUGCAGGCAUUGACAGAACAUGCAUGUGGAAAAUUAUCAUGUGCCAUAGUAGGGUGUGAAUCGCCAGUCUCUAGGGAUAAGUCAAAUUGCCUGUGUGGGGAACAGAGUUCUCUUCCUAACCUUGAUUGCAAUCCUAUCACAUUGGUCACUUUUUGUCUCCUACCUGUAGAAAGGAGCCAGUCUGGUGUACUGGUUAGAGUGUUGGUCUAGGACCUGGGAGACCAGAGUUCAAAUCCCCACUCAGCCAUGAAGCUCACUGACUGACCUUGUGCCAGUCAUUGCUUCUCAGCCAAACUUACCUCAAAGGGUUGUUGUGAGGAUUAAAUGGGGGGGGGGGGGUUAACUAUGAACUCAUUGAGAGAAAAAGUUCAGAUACAAUAUGCAAUAAAUACAAAUAAUUAUAAUUGUUCAGCAUUCUCCACUUCAAUCUAACAUUAUCCAUAUGCUUUGAAAAGCACUAGCACCACCUGUAGGUUCAAUCGAGAGAAAGUAAAGCAUUCAUUAUUCACAACUGAUUUUUCAAUUGUUUAGUUGUAUACUUAAAUCUCAUUCGUUCUCAAGAUAGUACAAUUUUCAGGUUCAGCACAUUUACUUUAAAACAGUUGAGCCAUGUUCUCUAAAACAUCACAUAGUAGCAUAUAUUUCCUUACCUCUAAAAAGUGAGAAAGCUCCUGUUGAAAGAAAUACAGUGUUUGAAAGUGGUUGAGUUCUGCUUUCACAUCUUUGACUGGUACUCCCAAGGAAAUAGUUUGUUUCAGGAAAAAAUGAAUCACGGAAAAAUAUUCUUUUGUUGUAAAAUGUGUCCAUGUUGUUAAACCUGUCACCUUCUUAAGACAAAACUACGGUAUUUUAAGACUUGAGGAAAUUCCUGUUUCAACCACAAGGUAGCGCCCAUACCCAUUUUUUUUAAAUUGCAUAUACGAUACUGAACAUAGCGAACCUUGCUGUAACUCUGUGUAACUUAGAAACCCAAAACCUAAGGUACAAUGUAAAUAACUCGGGAACAAAACAUUUUGAUACUUUUUUUUUUUUUUUGCAAUACCCACAGGGCAUUCAGAUUGCUUCUUUAAAUGCUAUUCCAUAUUUUAAAAGGAGAAAGUGCUUUGAGGCACCUUAAAGAUUAAGGCUGCUUAUCUGAAAGAAACCUUCGUUGAACUUAAUGGCACUUACUUUUGAGUAGAUACAUAUAGGAUUGUGCUGCAACAGAUUUAUUGAAGCAAAAGCUUUUGUGGACGAGAGCAGAGGUUUUGGGUCCAGGGCUCCCUUGACCAACUAUCUUCUUUCUGCGGCACCCCUGAGGGGCUUAGGACCCCAGUUGUGUCACCCCUUGCCUGCAGACUUGGUAGCCUCUUGCCCUUUUUCGAACACCCUCCCUUGGGGAGUGUUCAUUCAGCCUUCUCUCCUCUCCCCUCUCCUUGGGAGUCCUCUGGGCAGCUGUAGCUGCCGCUCCUGGUCUCUGUGCUGCCCCCCCCCACUCCAAAGAGAGGUGCCUCCUCACAUUGCCCCACAGGGGCCAGCGAAGCAACCCCUGGCCAGCCCCAGUGCACCAUUCUCCUGGGGAGCUUGUAGCCAGGGCUGCUGCACAAACAGCUGUGCAAGCCUUUGGGAGGCAGACAUGAGAGAGCAUCAGAGGAGAGGGGGAAAGAAAGAGGGACAGAGGCCAGUGUUGCCCGAGGCACCCCUGACCACCAUUCAAGGCACCCCAGGGUGCCACGACACACUGGUUGAAAACCACUGGACUAGAACCUUACUCAACAGACAUGUGUGUGAUCCGCAUUUGGAAGAUACCCAUAAUAUGUAAACAGUGGAGCAAAAAGAACAUUAAAUGUAAGGGAUAGCAACCAGUCUGUGACAUUUCUAUGUGGAGCCCAGCAAAAGCAACAAUGCAGAGCAGUGAGUGUGAAUAUCUCAUGUGACUCCAUGUUGCAGUUGGGCCAUUUUAGACUCUGGACUUCAUAAAUCUUCAUUGUCUGAACUGUGAGAACCGUGGGGAAUGGAAAGCCCAAACAGGAGAAAGCAUGAUCAGGUGUUCACACUGCAGCGAAUGGGUUGUUGCGCAAAACCUUUUUGGACCUGUGCCACAAUGAAAAAAUGCAAACAAUAUCAAAACUGCAAUACAUCACUUUGCCAGCAAAAUGCAUAAAAAAGAUUCAAUAAUGUGCAAAAAGCGCAUGGGGAAAAAACAAGAAAUUCCUAAGGCAAAUGGUGUGAGCACUGAUCCUUGUUGUGUGCACAAAGAUUAAGUUUCUUAUGGCCCAUCUGCUGGGGAAAGAGGCAGAUAGCUAAGCUAUCAUUGAAUAGACCAGGGAUGGGGAACCAUUUUUGACCCAAAGGGCCACGUUCCUUUCUGAUCAAUCUUCCGGGGGCCACAUGCCAAUGGUGGGUGGGGCCACAGGUAAAAGUAAGCAGAGCAAGGAAUGUAAAUUUUACCAUUGUCUGGUAGCCUAGUUUUUGCACACCUCUUUCCUAGGCCUACCUCUCUAUCCUCCCUGCAGGCAAGGAAGAAACAUUGUUGAGACUGAUUUCAGCCAGGCAAAACCACUCAAAGAGGGCUAGUGAGGGCUGUGAUCCAGAGAGUGCAGCAUCUCCCCCCCCCCCCCGGCUUGAGGUUUGCCAUCCCAAGGAGAACCUGUGGGAUACACAGAUGGGUGGAAUUUCAGAUGUACAACUGGCACACGUAACUAUUUUAAUCACAUUUUUAGAGGUUUCUUUGUACUGUUGGUAAUGGGAUCAUGUUCUCUUUUUCUACAGUGUGACAUGUUCUCAUUGAGAAUGCUUUCCCUGCAUGUAAUCUGUGUAAUCUGUUCUGGGUUAGCUAAGCACAUACCUGUCUUCUUUCAUAUUUCAUUUUUAACUAUGUUGUUUCUGACCUGCUCUUUCUGGGUUAAUAAAAGUGUGCAUAUGUGAGCAGGGAGAUGUGCAGCUGGAUUCUCUUCCUGUUGUUAAUUAUUAUACUAAUAUUAUAGUCAUGAGAAAAUAUCGAACAUUAUGUCAAGGGCAUAAGCUGUGGGCAAAGCAAAAGCCACAAUCCAACAAAUGGUAGUUGCAACUGAAAUCAGUGGUACUUAAAUAAGGCCCCAUCUGCACUAUGGUCAUGGCUUCGCCCAAAGAAUCCUGGGUGAGGUAUAAAUUUAAUAAGUAAAUAAAUUAAAGAGAGAUCUGGGAAUGAACAGACAAGGAAAGGAAGGAAGCAGCAUGAGAGUCAAAUGACCGAAACCUUCUGUAGCAGUAUCCCAAUAAACAGCACCCAUAGACAGAAGAAAGGGCAGAUUGUUCAUUCCUCCCAGAUAAAAAGUUUGAUAAAGAUGAGAAGUUCAGCAGUUUGCUCCUGGAAUUUUUUUUAUUAUUCUGAUAAAUUUUUUCUUCAUGUGGCUGUAGUCAAUUCGAAUUAAGGCAAUAAUUCCCUUCUGUUUGUGUUAUAGAUACUUCCUUCUCUCGUUCCCUCCCCCUCUUAGUUAGAUGCUCCAUGGAAACCCAGAUGAGACAACAAACACAGAUUCCAAAGUUCAACCCAACAAUACUGCCAAAGAAUGGGAGAGAUAAUAUAUCGUAAUUAUAGCAAAGUACAGCUGUAUAACUUUCCCUAAUGUGUGGCCCUUAUUUGCCAGGGAAUUCUUUUCUUCCUCACCUUGAAUAUGGACCUUCAAGGAAGUUGGGUAUCAGCAGCAGCUGAUUUCAUCAGCUGAAUGGCAGGGGAAGAGACACUUAUGGGAAGUUGGUUGGGUGAUCACUAAAAUAUAUAGGACCAGGAUUGUUUUUACUUUCAAAUGUCAGUACUCUGAAUUAUACCUGGAACGAGACUGGCAAGCAAUGGAACUCAGUAGAUAGAGUGUAAGGUGCCAUGUUUUCCACUAACUGCUGUUUCUGAACACCUUUCGGCCCUUAUGAGUUCAAAAACUCCCCUCUUCCUUCAGCAUAGGAAAAGACAACAUGUUUGAUAAGUUAAAAAUUGGUUUACUUACAAAUUCUUCAAAGGUCAGGUUCAUGUGCUUUUCCAUACAUCAGUCAAAAAUGUUGUACAAGCCGUAAAACUAGGCUUAGUUGUACAGUGGUGAAAGUUCCUAAAUUAUUGGUGUAGAUACAGAAUAAUGGUUUGUGAGAGCCAUGUGAGAACCUCUUCACACGUUGAGCUUCUCAGGUAUACUGAGGUGCAGCAAUAAGUUCAAUUACUUUCCUCCCAAGUAGCGAGGGAGGGACCUAAACUAAACUGGCAGAACAGUUUAUUCUAUGGCCUUAACCUCUGUGUUAAUUAGACUUAAGCAUGUUGGUUAUGAGACUGAUUAUCCCAUACCCCCAACCUUAGAUCCAUGGAGGCCAUUGAGCUCCCUCUGUGUAUUAGAUUUGUCAGUCUGUCUUCAAAUUUUUUCUUUUGAUUAUAAGACUCCUCCUUGGCUAGGGAGGAGCUUAGCCUAUGUAAGCUUCUUACACCAAGAGCAGGCAUCCCCAAACUCAACCCUUCAGAUGUUUUGGGACUACAAUUCCCAUCAUCCCUGACCACUGGUCCUGUUAGCUAGGGAUGAUGGGAGUCGUAGUCUCAAAACAUCUGGAGGGCCGAGUUUGGGGGUGCCUGACCCAAGAGAAAGAGGGAUGAAAGCAGGAGAAUAAGCCCAGCUGGCCCAAUCCUUUCCUCUCUGCCUCAUCCCACCUAUCACCUCUCCUUGUCUUUCAUUCUCCCUACAGCCAUCUGUGUGUGUAGGAAUCACAUGGUGGCCAAUUUUUUUAAAAGCAUCAUGGCAUAUACCGGGGUGACCAACUCCCAAGAGACUGCGAUCUACUCACAAAGACUGACAGUGAUCAAACUUAUUGAGCUUUUCUUAGGGGAGCCAAACUUGUUGAGCUUCUUUGGGGGGAGCCAGUGAUCUACUGAUCUACCACAGAUGUCCGGUGAUCUACCUGUCGACCAUGAUCUACCUGUUAGACUUGCCUGGCAUAUACUGGUUUUCCAGAAUUUUUUUCAGAGAAAAUGUAAAACAAAAUAAAAAACACCUGAGAAUGAAUUAGAUAGAGGGGGCUGGUAGUGCAAUUACAGUGCAUCAGAGAGUAAUAGAAAAUAUAAAUCCUAUAAAUGUGUUUUUGGUUGGCAUGCCCCAGUCUGGAGAGACAAUGGCGUGUACCUCCAGGGGUCAAGUCAAACCACUGGCGAAUCACAGCACCUGCUGUGGCUGCAGAAACUGGUAACUCAUAAUUGCUGCCUCCUGUGUUGCUUUUGCUGCAUUAGUAGCACCAAAGUGAUGUAUAUCGCUUAAGAUUAUAUGCACAUUAUACUUAUUAUAAAGGACUUUAAUAAAAUUAUAUUAUUUAAGGUCUCAAACAGAGAUAGCAUUUCUUUAAAACAAAAAAGCACCAACCUAACAAUCAUUAAACUAUAUUUUCUCCUCUACAUAAUUAUCACAGCCAAGUCUAAGCAUAUGACAUGAUUAGAUGUUAAUAUAUUUCCUUUCCUCUGACACCUGCAACCCAUCUCACAGAGAAUAGUUUAAUUUUCUUCAACUCAAACAGAACAUAUAUUAACAUUGACUUUUCUGCCCGAUCACAUCAUUUAUCCAUUCUUUGAUCACUGGAGUCUCUCUGUCUCCCAUAUUCUCCAUAUUUUAUUUCUUGCUGUGACAAUCAUAUUAACGGCCAAUUCUUGAUCUAUUGUUUUAUUUAAAAAAGUUGCUUCUAUAAGCUAAUAAGAAAAAUUGCAAAUCCAUUAUUCAUGCUUUCCCUCCUCAUUUCUUCUCUUCUCAUAUAUCAAUAAUUCUUAGCUGAAGGGCAAUUCUGUCACAACUGGGGAAUUUUCCCCUCCCAUUUCGACACUUCCAUCAAUUAUUGCUACAUUUUUUUUUAUUAAAUUUAAUUUUGUUGGUGUAAUACACCAUGCUACCAUCCUAGUAUAGCACCAGGUCAUCAUUUCGAAAUUGAUCCCUUGCAAAUUAUGCACGUAAAGAAUAGCAAUAUGAUGUUUCUCUGUCUCCUCCUGUUUGUUUAAUGCUUUAAGAGAAGAGCUUUGUGAAACUGUUGGUGUUCAUAGAAUCAAAUGUUUGACUUCGCCUUAUAGAAUAAAGACUGCAAUACCUUGAAUAAACGUCAUGGAAAAUAACAGCAGUUCUGCAGCACAAUUCUAUGCUUACUUACUUAGAAGUAAGCCCCAUUCCUCAUCAUUUCUAGGGCAGGUGUUGGGAGCCUGUGACUCUCCAGAUGUUGUUGGAUUCCAAUCACACCAGCCUCAACCAGCAUGGCGAAAUGUAAAGGAUGAUGGGAAUAUGUGGAGGACCACAAGUUCCCUUUAAACCUUUUCUAAUUUAAUGAGGUCAUGAUAAGAAUGCUUUACGCCCAGGGAUGGAAGGAAGAGAAAACACCAGCUAAAGAAGAGUGGAUUAUGGAGACAAUAGAAUACGCUGAAAUGGCAAAGAUGACUGGAAGAAUCAGACACCAAGAGGAAAACAAAUUUAAUACAGAAUGGAAAAAGUACAUAGAUUAUAUUAAAGAAUAUUGGAAAGACUUAAAGACGUUAGUAGGAUUUUCAUAACACUUGUAAUCUGCGAAAACCAAAAGACUUAAAAAAAAAAAAGAGGAUUAAACCAAAGUUAGAUAAUUGUAAUCAAAUGCGGUAAAGAUUAAAAAAAAUCUACAUUUUGAAAACCAGAGUGGGUGAUGGUGGUGGUGGGGAAGUCUGGGGGUUCAGAGAACCCCAAGUUUGUAUCAGUGUUAUUUGGUUUGAAUGGAUGUUUAUAAUGUUAAAAAAUAUGAAAAGAAAAAAGAGAAAAAAUGAGGUCAUUAUCACAACCAUAGGAUGCAAUCCUAUACUCAUCUGGAAGUAAUCCCCAUUGAAUUCAGUGUGCCUUAUUUCUGAGUAGUCAAAGGGCACUGUUAGUUUGUUACCAACUUUGCAGCAGCCCACAUGUCAUGUGAAGACUUGAAGUAACUUAUCCCAGGCAAUCCACGGUGGAAGUGGGAUGAAUUCAAGCCCACCCAGUGGACCAUAUUGGCAAUGUCCUGGCAAUGUCCUGUGAAGGAGAUGGCAAUCCCAUAAACUACUAGCAAUAUGUUUCUCCUGGUUUGAAAUAACACUUCUGUAAAUACUAUCCCAGUUUUGCUCAUUAAAGAGCUUAUUUGAGAUGAGCAGGAGGGAAAUAAUAAAACCAUUAUUAUUAUUAUUAUUAUUAUUAUUAUUAUUAUUUUCUUCCAGAUGUUGGCUUUUGCUGAUGACUGGCCACAUUGAUCCCACCAAGCUGGACAUCUCUAUGUUGAACACUAUGAGUCCAAAUAUACUAGCAGGAUUAGUACCAGUGGAACAGCAGCCAUUGCUUAGAAGUAAACUAGCAGCAACCCUAGCUGAGCUCACUAUGCCGGUGAUAACAGGUACAUCUUCUACAAGCUACUUCCUAUUUCGCGUUGGAAGGUGGUGACUACAUUUGAAUUGGCUGCCUCAGGGAUCAAACUGUUUUGGGUUGGUCCUUGCUGCUGUAUGUUAAUUAUCAUGCUUGGGUUGAAUGAUCCUAACAAUUCCAUAAGAUGUUCAUAGAAUCAUAGAGAUGGAAGAGACCACAAGGGCCAUCGAGUCCAACCCCCUGCCAAGCAGGAAACACCAUCAGAGCACUCCUGACAUAUGGUUGUCAAGCCUCUGCUUAAAGACCUCCAAAGAAGGAGACUCCACCACACUCCU
Molecule: messenger RNA, 28684 nt
Organism: Podarcis lilfordi (Lilford's wall lizard)
Lineage: Eukaryota; Metazoa; Chordata; Lepidosauria; Squamata; Lacertidae
Source: the annotation of a GenBank genome assembly